This is a messenger RNA of Linnemannia hyalina, 2526 nucleotides long. The record is from the annotation of a GenBank genome assembly. NCBI's taxonomy places the organism in Eukaryota, Fungi, Mortierellomycota, Mortierellomycetes, Mortierellales, Mortierellaceae.
AUGCUGUCAGAGCGCAAAAAGCUCUUGGCCCUGCUCUCAAAACGACAGCAGCUCGAACAGGAAUAUGAGCAGACCCACAGCUCAUCCAUCCAGUCCCAACUCGACAACAUGGUCCCUGCCCUCGUCAAUUUCUUCAAGUGCACCGACCCAGCCGACCUGGUCAAAAAAUACCCCGCCACCGCGGACAUGCAAGCUGCCGCCGACAAGCAGCGCUACUUUGCCUCGAGAAAGAUCAAUGUCAACCCCCGGGCAGCCCAGGUCUAUGAGCAGCUUCGACAGAAUGGAACCGACGCCGACUACCUCGAGUUUGUACGCAUGACCAAGACCGCCUUUAUCAGCAUCGUCUCCUCCGUCCUCAAGCAGAACCCACUCUACAAGAGCCAGUCCAACGGACAGGAGACCAUCGAGAAGCAGAUGGCGGUCACCCUCUGGCGAAUGGGCCACCAUGGCAAGGACGCUGGAAUUGGCGACGCCAGCAAGAUUUUUGGCCUGUCCGAGGGGUCAAUUAUGAAGUGCACACAGCGGUGUAUGGAGGCCCUCAACGGAAUCGCCAUCGACGUCGUGAGGUGGCCAAGUCAAGGCGAGAAGCGGACAAUCAAGAACAGGAUCAAAGAGCUCGCCAAACAGCCAAUGGUCAUCAGCAACGGUAACGACUACAACAAUGCAGGAGCACCGGAGGACGAACCAAUUGAUGAUGCCAUUGGAGUUCUGACUAGCAUGAAGGUCGUGCUGCACUCGCGACCCAUAAUGACCAACCCGGACGAGUAUCUGGUGCCCGUGCCGCCUCGGUUACUCCACGCUGCGGCGGAAUGGUUUGCUGCCUCAGGAAAGAAGCACUGGACCUCGAUUCCUAUCGCCGAGUCGUCUCUGCUGGUGGGGCAUGACUGGGCCGAUCAGGAUUUCGACCACCCUUCUACCACAUCGACCACUCCAACCGCGCCAGUUGCUGUAACAAAACCGAAAAAGCGGGGAAGAAUGACAACCAAAGGAAAAAGGACAACUAAAAGAUCUUCAAAACAAGCUGAUCCCAAUGACAAGAACAGGGAGGUGGGCCCCGAUACGGAAACAGGAAACAACAACCGCAAACGCCGCAAGGGCCGGAAAUCCCGCACAGCAGAGGUCACACAACAAGUCCCUUUGACCCGCUCAACCACACCCGUGUCAGAAAACUCGACCCCAUCCACUUCAUCAUUAACAGCAACAGCAGCAACAACAAUGUCGACCUCAACACCAACGAUCUGCCCGUCAGGAACGGCCCUAGAUAAUGGCGGAGCAGAGGUGAAUGCAACAGAUGAUCCUGCAGACACCGGAACGCCAACUGACACUGCAGUGAUCAACACACCCACCGACAUAUCGGGUAUCAAAUCUGGAGGAUACGUCCGGCGCGACUAUGGCUAUAACGUCCUGAUGGUCUGCGACUCCACCACCCGAAUCCGGCUUGUCGAAAAAAUGACACCAGCAUCCUGGACCGACCAGCAGUCUCUAGAGUCAAGUACCAUUCACAACGGCGACACCUACUUUGACGAAGGCGAGUACUUGGUCUCGGACGGCACCUUUUCACUUGGCGACACUAUUCUCCCAGUCAUGCCUGUUAUCUCUCCAUGCGCAACAUCUGCCCCGCCGGCACCAACAGCAGACGGAGAUUUCCAGAUAGGGAUCAAGCAGGAGGAUAUCGUCGUCGAUGUGCGUGAUUUCGAGGAUGCCGAUAUGGAAGAGGUGGAGGCUCAAAAGCGACUGUACGAGAGUUUGGCACGGAUUCACAAGCGAGCUCGGGAUUGUGAGCGAAUGCUGAAGGCUCGGUUCCCUAGUCUGCUGGGCGUUCGUGUUCAGAUCAAGGACGACCAGGUCGGACACGAUAAUGUCAAGAGCUGGAUUAUGGCCUGCGCGACAAUCCACAAUCUGGUCCUAGCCGAUGACACAAGUUUCAACCCGGAGUGGGAGACGCAGCUAGAUCGCUGGGAGGAACUAUUUCAUGCGCACCAGGAACAUCAAGCCCGAUACAUUUGGAAGGCCAACCAUAAGCCUCAUCGGAAACCAGCCAGGAAAUUGGAUCUGAACAACACAAUAAGUGGGUCCGAGGAUCCUUUGUCGGGUGAUAUGAAUGACACGGAGGCAGAGGACAGCAACAGUGUUCGUGCAGGAUCCAAUCUCUCGACAGUCCAGUAUUCGACCAUGUCGCCACAACCGGCACAACCGCCAGCAUCAACCGAUCACCCUUCACUGCCUCCACUGGUGUAUGGAGACGAACUCGCGCGAGAGUUCAAUUCUAGACUUGUAGAGGCAGGAUCGUUCCCGCAGAACCAGGCUCUCGGCGAGGCGGACUUUACUGAGACGCUGAACCGUUUGAGCGAGUCAAUCAAGGCAUUUACCCAGACCAAGGUGGACACCCAGACCCUGCACCAGGAACACCAACAACAACUUCAGGAGCAUAUGGAGCACCAACAACAGCACCACCAGGAGCCCAGUGGUCACAUUCACCCUUCGACUUCUAUGGAUAUCGAGGGUCACUCGUCGACCAUGCGCUGA